Necator americanus (New World hookworm) is the source of this 1992-nucleotide messenger RNA. RefSeq lists its product as uncharacterized. Lineage: Eukaryota; Metazoa; Nematoda; Chromadorea; Rhabditida; Ancylostomatidae. The transcript is spliced from 6 exons. The record is from RefSeq and is a predicted model, not a curated record. Bases 1 to 1992 code for a protein of 663 amino acids.
AUGUGUUCGCUUGCGAAAAACGCUGCGCGUACUAUUGGGUAUCCAGCUGGAGACUGUGUUGCUCGACAAGCACGACAACCCUCUCGAAGAUCCAACGUAGUGGAUGGCCCAGAAAAGAUUCCGAUCUGUUUACCCUACAUAUACGACGCUAUGGGCACAGUGUUGACAUCGCAAAAUUCCCUCAUUCCUCCUAAGCCAAUCAUCGCAACAUCAGCAAUGGAUAACCCCCAAGCAAAGAACCAGAGGAUAGAGCCUGGCGAAUCUCCAACCAGAACAGUCAUUGGUGUUCGGCAAGUAUUUGCCGAAAUGCGGCAAAAUUUCAAAACAACGCACCUUUUUGCCAACAUUUUAUUAUUCGACGAAAUAAUCUCCAUCAACAUCGACAACCUUCUGCCAACGUCUCACAAGAUCACGGAUUCCUUUGGCGUAGAACUUCGGCGAAUUGGAGGGGAAGAAAGCCCGAAGGUCAUUUUCGAGGUGGUCAUCGUAGCACCUCUCUUCCAGGUGAUGCUGAAGCGAUUGGAAGAGGUGGUAGCCGCUCGGGGCCAGGUCCGGGCUGUAGGUGACAAUGGUGUCCAGCCAGUCGAAUCUGCCGCUUCUGUAGAGCAGCUGAGUGCAGAUGUCCAAGCGUUUUUGGCGGUUGCCGUCGCUCAAUGCAUGUGGGAACCACUGACUGUGCUUUUUCACCAUUCCGAUAGAUCGCAGUCCAUUGCCCACGUUUUGGACUUAGGCCCCAGUUUCGCUCCAUCUCAAUCAAUACGCUCCGUGAUAUCGCGCAAGAUAGUGGGCAGCCUGCAAUUGGUUCAUGAACGUCUGCGAUUGAGAGCUAAAGAGGAAGAGCAAGACAGAGUGCAAGAAACCUCUAGAGUUCGAGUUUUUCCUCCUAUCCCUUUUCCUACAUUACUGUACAAGCCACAGGAGGCAAAUUCGGUGGUAGACACUAAGUUUCGCUUAUUUGCUACUUCGGUUUUCUCAAUUCUCUCCCGGUACUCACACAAACGCGCUUUUGAAAAUCUAACACCCACACAACGCAAAGGUUUGUGCGAACUACGUGACAUCUGCGCUGAGGGGAAGAUCAAAAUCUCGGUCAGUGAUAAAGGAGGAGAAUUUGUAGUGAUUUCAAGUGAACUGGACAGGGCUAUAACGAAACUUCACCUUACGGACGAUAGUCUAUACCACCCUUCAUCGGCACAUGAAUUUGGCAGACAAUAUCGCCGCCUGAAUAGGAUAUGGAUAGAGACCGCAAAAUCAGUAGGCUUACCAAAAACAACUAUCACGCGUCUAAAAUGUGAUCGGCCCACCUGCCCGGUCCUUUAUGUCCUCAUCAAGACCCACAAGCUUUCCGCUGCCGAAUUUAGUUCAAACAACCCAGGGGAUUUCAAGGUUAGACCUAUCAUUAGCAAUAUUGGAGGUCCCACCGACAGAAUAUCCUGGUUCCUUAACACUAUUCUCAGCCAGCUACUCCAGUACGUUCCAGCUCAUCUCUCAAACACAAAAAUGUUCAUAGAGCACCUCCGCAAAGCGCGCCUUGAUGGAGAUUGUGUCAUCGAAUCUUUCGAUGUCACUUCGCUCUACACCAACGUCUCCAUCGAUGCUGCACUACAAGCAACAUCAGAGCUGCUUCUCGAACACCAGGGGACUCUUAACAUGUAUGGUUUUGCGAUACAGCAAAUAAUGAUGCUGCUGAGCGAAUGUUUGAGAUGUUCCGUAUUUCGCUGGUCUGGGCAAUACUAUAGGCAGAUUAGAGGCUUGGCCAUGGGACAAAGACUUGCGCCUACAUUAGCCGUUGCUUUCAUGUCUAAAGUGGAAAAACCCCUACUGGAACGCAAACCUUUAUUGUACUGCCGAUACAUAGAUGAUUGUUGCAUUACAGCGGCAACGGUUUCAUCUGAAGCUCAAGGGCGCAUUGCCUCCAUAAACAUGGCUAACCGCAUUGCUCAGUCCAAUGGGUACCAGCAAAGGUCUCUCAUUCAAAUCGGAGCCAUGCAAUGA